AGUUUUCAAAGAGCAUAUUUGAAUAGGACAUUAGAAGAGAAAUUUUGUUGGUAAACAAUUGGAGAGACAUUGUACUGGGUUUUUUAAAAAAUAGAAGGUUUUAAAAGAUACUAGCAAGAAUUUUUAGUUAGUGAAGAAUCUUUGCGAAAAUCUCCCUGUAUGCUUGAUCUACCAUGAGCCAAGAAAAUCUUGUGCAUGUGUCCAAACGUGUCUCGAUAAGAACACUAACAACACAAGAUAGUCUUGACAAUUACAAGGAUGAGAAAAGCGAAGAACAGAGCACCAAAAGAGAAAGCAAAGUUGUUGUAUCGUAUAAAACAUUACAAAAGACCUUUAAGUCAUUUAAUAUAAACAGUGGUGUUGAGCAACACAGAAGUAAUGACAACAGAUGUGCAGAACCUCCUAUUGUGAAAGCUUGUUUUAAUGGCAAUGCAGAUGAAAUUCGAUGUCUUGUCUCUAAAGGAGAAGAUGUCAACUACCAGGAUUCUGAGAAGCGCACACCACUACAUGCUGCUGCACAUUGUGGUGAAUUGGAAUGUUUAAAAGUUCUCAUUCUAAGCGGUGCAAAAGUGAAUGCCAAAGAUUCAAGAUGGCUGACACCAUUGCAUAGAGCUUGUGCAGCUGGAAAUGAGUCAUGCAUACGAGCGUUGCUUGAAAACCAAGCAGAUGUGAAUGCAAGAGACAAGAACUGGCAAAUACCACUACACAUCGUAGCUGCUCACAAUAAGCUGCAUGCUGCAGACGCAUUGCUUCCUCUUGUCAGUAAUGUGAAUAUAACAGACAGAGCUGGGAGAUCUAGUUUGCAUCAUGCUGCUUACAAUGGCCAUGCAGAGAUGUUAACUUUAUUGAUGUUUCGAGGUGCGAAUGUGAAUGCUACGGACAGAAAAGACAGGCGGCCACUACACUAUGCAGGAUUUAUGGGACAUCGUGAGAUCUUACACAGACUGGCAAGUAAUAAUGCUGAGCUCAACUGCGUGGACAAGAAGGGCUAUACACCUCUUCAUUCUGCUGCAUCCAUGGGACAGACAGAUGUUGUGUCGGAUCUUCUAGAUUUUGGUGCUAACGUUGGUGCUAAAACAACAGCUGGCAACACUCCAUUGCAUAUAGCUUGUCUAAAUGGGCAAGGCAGCAUCAUUGCUGUCCUGAUGAAACACAAUGCUGAUGUUAACGCUUUAAAUAAUAACCAGCAAACGCCACUCCACCUAGCGUGUGCUAGCCAUGCUGGUGGGAUGUGUAUCGAUUUGUUGCUUGAUCAUGGAGCAGAACCAGACCUCCAAGACACGUUUGGCCGCUCGCCCAUUCAUACUUGUGCUGUCCAUGGACAUGUAUCGAGAGUAAGAUCUUUGAUGGAAAAAGGCGCGAAGAUUAAUGUUAUGGAUAAAAAAGGGAACACACCCCUCCAUCUAGCAGCUAAAUAUGGACAUGAACUGUUUGUGAUGGAAUUGUUGAGUCAAAGUGGUGAUCCAUACAUGCGUGGCGAAGAUGGUAUGACUGUGUUGCAUAUGUCAGCGUUGGGUGGUUUCACAGAUUGCAGUCGAACUUUAAUUGCACACGGAUGUAAUGUCAAUUCAAUUGAUGGAAAUGAUCGUACUCCGCUUCACUGUGCUGCUUGCUCUGGAAAUCAUGAAUGUUUACAACUGUUAGUCCGACAAGGCGCGGAGGUUGAUUUAUCUGACAAGCUAGGUCGUACACCCCUUCAUUAUGCAUCAGCUUUCGCUCAUCAUAAGUGUGUGAAAGUUCUUCUUGUCAAAGGUUGUUCGGUUGAUAAGCAAGACACAAACAGGUGUACUCCGUUACAUUACGCAGCUGCCAAAGACGAAGAUGCUUUAUCGAUUGAACUGCUUCUCAAGUAUCGCGCCACUCCCAAUCUAGAAGACAAACAAGGUUUCCUUCCAUUACAUUACGCAGCUUUAAACGGUCACAAGCUUACAAUUGAAAUGCUACUGGACAGCACUGGAACUAUUAGUUCCCAUGACAGCAGACAGCAGCCGUUGUCAUCCACCACCCCGCUUCACUUUGCCGCUUUCCAUGGGCACAACCCCGCACUGCGAGCCCUCAUGUCUGCGUAUAAAAACUUAAACGCAAAAGAUGAUAACGGAUGUACGCCGUUAGAUCUUGCUUCGUACGCAGGUCAUACGGAGUGUGUGAACACUCUACUGACGAGUGAGAAUCAAGCAGAUGUACUCGUCUACUCGCACAAGUCACGAAGAACAGCUCUACACGCAGCAGCAUAUAACGGACACACGGAAUGUUUGAAGUUAUUGUUACAAAAUGCAGAAGCUGAAGGAGUGGUCGACUGUUUGGAUGGACAGGAUAGAACGCCGCUAAUGUUAGCUGUGAUGAAUGGGCACAGAGACAGCGUUUUACUGCUGCUGGAACAAGCUGCGAAUGCAAAUGCUGUUGACAUAAACGGACGCACUGCCGCACAUCGUGGAGCGAUAUGCGGUCAGGAAGAAUGUGUCGAUGCACUAUUGAAUGCUGAAGCAAAUCCGAGCGCUAGGGAUUUCAUUGGUCGUACUCCCAUUACAUAUUCAUCUAUAUGCGAUCACAUUGGUAUUCUCGGUACGUUAAUCCAAUCCGGUGGUGAUGCGUAUGGUUUAGAUAAUCGGAAAUACUCCGCUCUUCACUGGGCUUGUUACGUUGGUAAUGAAAGUUGUGCUGAGUUACUACUUGAGGAAAAUUCGAAGCAAGCGUUUGUCGGUAACUCAUUCUCUCCAGUACACUGUGCGAGUUGUCGUGGUAACGAUUCCUGCCUUGAAGUUCUGCUCGACACGCUCGGUAGUGAUAUCGUAAAUACUAAAGAUUCAAAAGGGAGAACUCCGUUACAUGCAGCUGCGUUCAGUGACAGUGCGGAUUGUCUGCAAUCUUUAAUUGAACACGGAGCCGAUACCAAUGGUUUGUGUAGCAAUGGUGAAACUGCUAUAAUGAUGGCAGCAAAACGAGGACACCAAAAUGUACUUGAUGCACUAAUUGAAGCAGACGCGAAUGUGAAUAUGUCAAAUAAACAACAAAACAACGCCCUUCAUAUGGCGUGUUUACACGGUCACCAAACAUGCGCGUUGCAGAUUCUUGACAAAAUCAGUGAUGACGUCAUCAGUGCUGCAAACUUGGAUGGACAAACGCCUCUCCACAUCGCAGCAAAACACGGUUUACCUCACGUUGUUGGAGCCCUUGUUGACAGAGGCGCAAAUGUCAUCGCUGAAGACAAAGAAGGUUACUGGCCUGCCAUGUCCUGCGCUCCAUCGAAAGAAGUGGCUGAAUGCUUGCGUGUAAUAUUAUUGGCGAUGUUGCCGCCAUCUACUGAUACGUCGUUGUCGUCGACGUUACAACGGGCGUCGAUAUCAAAAGCUGAACCUGACGACAUGAACGUCGACGAUUAAGUUAUGUGUUCGAAAUGCGAAGAAAGUUUCCCAAAGCCCGAUUUUCUAUUUUUAACGCCGAUAUUUCGUCCUUUACGACUAAAAAUUAUUAUUCCUGUCAAUGGGCACUGGAUUUGUACAUAUAUGCACAUGAAAAUUUUUUUUAUCAUUUACUUUUCGUAGUAGCAUGUGGGAUUCUCUCUUUUACCUUAUUCACAUAUUUUACCUGGGGAACUCGCUUUUGAGUUUUCGAGCACAAGUUUUCAUAUAUUUUUAUAUUGUGUAGUGCUUGUUUAGAUGGUUUUGUAAACAAAAAGCAGUUGAAAGAAAAUCAAAUCAAGGUAAAA
Messenger RNA from Hydractinia symbiolongicarpus, 3706 nucleotides. Its product is annotated as serine/threonine-protein phosphatase 6 regulatory ankyrin repeat subunit A-like. Gene Ontology annotation, molecular function: protein binding. The record is from RefSeq and is a predicted model, not a curated record. Bases 174 to 3380 code for a protein of 1068 amino acids. The transcript is spliced from 28 exons. NCBI's taxonomy places the organism in Eukaryota, Metazoa, Cnidaria, Hydrozoa, Anthoathecata, Hydractiniidae.